Messenger RNA from Diprion similis, 972 nucleotides. RefSeq lists its product as uncharacterized. The transcript has a single exon. Gene Ontology annotation, biological process: DNA integration. The record is from RefSeq and is a predicted model, not a curated record. Gene Ontology annotation, molecular function: nucleic acid binding. Bases 1 to 972 code for a protein of 323 amino acids. Lineage: Eukaryota; Metazoa; Arthropoda; Insecta; Hymenoptera; Diprionidae.
AUGCACGGUAAAUUGAAAAACGAACUGGUAGUAGCAGACGAUCUGAUUUUCAGAGGCCAAAGUGUUGUGAUACCGAGAAGCAUGCGAGGCGAAAUGCUAAAUAGAGUUCACUAUAGUCACUUAGGCAUAAAUAAAUGCCUCAAAGUAGCCCAAGACUCAAUAUUUUGGCCCGGAAUGUCAAAUCAAAUAAAACAAAAAAUUUCGGAAUGUCCAUUGUGCUUAAAAUACGCAAAAUCACAAAACAGAGAACCUUUAAAAUCACACGAAAUACCGAAUUUGCCAUGGAAUAAGAUAGGUAGCGAUAUUUUCGAGCUAAAAGGGAAAACAUACUUAAUGUUAAUAGAUUAUUUUUCCGAAUACCCAGAAAUUGCAGAGCUGAAAGGUAGUGUAACUAGUCACCUUAUAAUAACUGAAACAAAAGAGAUUUUUUCGAGACAUGGCAUUCCACUGACGAUGAUAUCUGACGGAGGAACUCAAUUUACUUCCAAGGAAUUUGAGCAAUUUACAAAAGAAUAUGAAUUCGUUCACAUAGCAUCGUCACCAACUUAUGCGCAAUCAAAUGGAAUGGCCGAAAGAAAUAUCCAAACUGCAAAAAAUAUGUUGAGGAAAAUACUUGAAGAACACUCAGAUAUAAAUUUAGCAUUACUACAUUAUAGAAACACACCAAUCCUAGGUAAUAUUUCACCAGCCGAGGCAUUAAUGUCUAGAAAGUUGAGAUCUAAAUUACCCUACACGGAAAAAUCACUUAAACCAAAAAUUGUAACUAAUAAAAUGACAGAAAUAAUAGAGAAACUCCAAAAGAGUGAACAAAAAUACUACAAUGCUAGAAGUGCGAAAGAUUUACCUAAGAUACCAGACAACACAGAAAUAUAUGUACAACGAAAACCACAAUCGAUAUGGACCCCCGGUACGAUACUUUGUCAGAAUAGAGAUCGAUCAUACAAAGUCAAAUUGCAGAAUGGGUCAAUAUGA